Messenger RNA from Candidozyma duobushaemuli, 2055 nucleotides. RefSeq names its product metalloendopeptidase (gene PRD1). Bases 1 to 2055 code for a protein of 684 amino acids. Gene Ontology annotation, cellular component: mitochondrial intermembrane space. The transcript has a single exon. Gene Ontology annotation, molecular function: metalloendopeptidase activity. Gene Ontology annotation, biological process: peptide metabolic process; proteolysis. NCBI's taxonomy places the organism in Eukaryota, Fungi, Ascomycota, Pichiomycetes, Serinales, Metschnikowiaceae. The record is from RefSeq and is a predicted model, not a curated record.
AUGACAGACCUCCAGGAAAUCGCCGCCAAGUUGCCCCUUCCCAAAUGGACCCAGACACCAGAAGAAAUCCUCCAGGAAGCAAAGGCCUUCAUUGCUGAAGAUGUGGCUUUUCACGAUAAGAUAGCCGCCAUUGAGGAGCCUACAGUGGAGAACGUGUUGAUUCCAACUACCCGUUAUGAAAACGCCCUGUACUUUCCCGUAAACAAACUCACGUUUUACCAGUACGUGUCGCCCGAUAAGGCCGUCAGAGACGCCUCUACGGAAGCAGAAAACUUGUUGGACCAGAACUCCAUUGAGCAGAACCUGAGAAUCGAGGUGUUCAGGGUCUACAACAAGUUGUGGGAGCAGAUCAAGGACACGGAUGUGGUGGACCCAGAAACGUUGAAGUUUUUGGAAAAGACCGUCAAGUACUACAAGAGAAACGGCUUGGACUUGCCAGAGGACAAGAGAGAGGAGGUCAAGAAGCUCAAGUUGAGAUUGGCUGAUCUCCAGACCAAGUUCUCCAAGAACACCAACGAGGAAAACGGCCACUUGGCUUUUACCUUGGAGGAGCUUGAAGGCGUGCCUGCGUCGAUCGUGGAGCAGUUCGAAAAGACCACCCAGGACGGCGUGGAAAAGUACAAGGUCACCUUCAAGUACCCAGACAUCUUGCCCGUGUUGAAGUACGCCAAGAAGGAGGAGACCAGAAAGUUGGCCUACAUCGAAAACCAGAACAAGGUGCCUGAAAACGCCCCUAUUUUGCGUGAAAUCAUCGAAAUCAGAUUCAAGCUCGCCAAGCUCUUGGGCUACGAGACCUACUCCGAGUUUGUGCUUGAGGAGAGAUUAGCCAAGAACCAAAAGACCGUCUUGUCGUUUUUGGACGACUUGAAGGAGAAAUUGAGCCCAUUGGGCAAGAAGGAGCUCCAGAAGAUGAAGGAGUUCAAGACCAAGCUGUUGGAAGCUCAAGGCUCUCCUGCCCAGGAUGCCUACUACGCCUGGGACCACAGCUACUACAACAACUUGCUCUUGGAGCAGGAGCACCAGGUGGAUCACCAGAAAAUCUCCGAAUACUUCCCAUUGGACCAGACCAUCGAGAAGAUGCUUGGAUUCUACGAGACCUUGUUUGAUGUGAAGUUUGUCAGCGUCGACAACCUGGACAAGCUGACCGUGUGGCACGAGGAUGUCCGCAAGUUUGCCUUGUUCUCCAACAUCAAGUACAACGAGACCAAGAACGAGUUCAGAGGCUGGAUCUUCUUUGACCUCCACCCCAGAGAAGGAAAAUACACACAUGCCGCUGAGUUUGAGCUCGAGGCUGGCUACGAAAAAUACGACGGCUCCAGACAAACGCCAUUCUGCUCCUUAGUGUGCAACUUCACCAAACCCCAAAAGGAGAAGCCAUCCUUGUUGAAGCACGAUGAGGUGACCACCUUCUUCCACGAAUUGGGUCACGGUGUCCACUCGCUUUUGUCCAAAACCAAACACGUUCGUUUCCACGGUACCCACGUUCCAAGAGACUUUGUGGAGUGUCCCUCGCAAAUGCUUGAAUUCUGGACCUGGUCCCCCAAUGAGCUCAAGACCUUGUCUGCUCACUACCAAACCAAGGAGCCUCUUGCUGAAGACCUUCUUGACAAAUUGAUCAAAUCGAAGCAUGUCAACACUGGUUUGGCCAACUUGCGCCAGAUGCACUUUGCUCUUUUUGACAUGAAACUCCACACCAUCGCUGAUGAACAAGGCAUUGAAUCGGUUGACCUUGACAAGUUGUGGAACGAAUUGAGAGAAGAGCUUACCCAAAUGAGCGGAGGCGGUCUUACCAGCAGAGGUUACGCCACUUUUGGCCACAUUGCUGGUGGUUAUGAGAGUGGUUAUUAUGGCUACUUGUACUCCCAAGUUUUCGCAACCGACAUCUACUACACUCACUUCAAGUCGGACCCAAUGAACGUGGAGAGAGGCUUACAGUACAGAGACACCAUUCUUAAAAACGGUGAUUCCAAGGAGGUUUUGGAUAUUUUGAAGGAGUUGCUUGGUAGAGAGCCCAACUCGGAGGCUUUCAUGACCGAGAUCUUGGGCUCCGCCUAA